Messenger RNA from Hypanus sabinus (Atlantic stingray), 2378 nucleotides. RefSeq names its product zinc finger protein 513-like. Bases 202 to 2076 code for a protein of 624 amino acids. The transcript has 5 exons. Gene Ontology annotation, cellular component: chromosome. Gene Ontology annotation, molecular function: chromatin insulator sequence binding. NCBI's taxonomy places the organism in Eukaryota, Metazoa, Chordata, Chondrichthyes, Myliobatiformes, Dasyatidae. Gene Ontology annotation, biological process: regulation of transcription by RNA polymerase II. The record is from RefSeq and is a predicted model, not a curated record.
AGUGACGGAGGAGUACGUCAGUUCCGUGGCAUUUUAGGGGAGGGCAUUUACCGAGGUCUGAAGCCCACCUCCAGCCCGGACAGAUUUAGUGCAGGAGGAUGUCUGCUGGGAAGAUGGCCAGGAUCAGGGCCUCCCUCUGGGGCUCCUCCCACUAGUGGGGAGGGCAAAAGUAGCCCUCCUCAAACCCUCCCUCCCCCACCAAUGGAGACCAAGCCCCUGACUUGCACCCUGUGCCCCUUUGCCACCCACAGCCAGCAGGAGCUGGAUCAGCACCAGCUCACCCACAGCUUUUACCAGGGCAAGUCCACUCAACUUCCCCUGCCCCUCUCUGUCAAGCAGGAAACUCCUCUCCCAAGCUGGUGGCCCUCAGAGGAGCCCCCAACCCUUCCCCCAGAGCCUGCUGACUAUGGUUGGGAGACCUCCCCCUCCCCCAACCCACCUCGCCCACCCCCUGCUGAGCCAACCAACAAGCUGGGACUCCAGCUAGUUGUGGUGGGGGGAGCAGAGGGGAAGGCUGACCAGAACGGUGGUGGGGGCUCGCCCUCAGGCUCCCGGGCAGCACUACCGCCACCUAUUAUACCCCUUCUCUCCUCCUCGUCCUCGUCCUCUUCCCCAUCUUCCUCCACAGCCUCCUGCCCCCAGACCCGCCAGCACUGGCAGACGAAGCAGUUCCGCUGCGACUUGUGCCCCUUCGUGGCGCGAGGCAAGCAGGAGCUGCGGGUGCACGAGAGGGAGGAGCACCUGCGGGAAGGCAGCGACAUCAUCCAGUGUGCCCGCUGCAGUUACAGCACCAACAAGAUCAGCUCCUGGCGUCAGCAUAAGCUGGUGCACCCCGGGGCACUGGGCUCCACUGGCAGCCGUAUUUACAUGUGCAAGACAUGUGGCUGGAAAACCAAGUACCGCCACUCUCUGGUCAAGCACAUCGCCCUGCACACCGGGAACAAGUCCUUCCAGUGCGAUCAAUGUGGAUUCGCCUGCGCCCGCAAGGAGAACCUCAAGCGGCACAAGCUGACCCACCUCAAGAAGGGUGUUGAUGGCAAGGGGCUGCUACUCAAGUGCGGCUGGUGCGAAUACGCCACGGCCUACAGCAACGCCCUGAGGCGGCAUGCCGUCACACUGCACAACGCGGAUGAGAACUACAUACCGGAGUACCAGUGUGACAUCUGUGACUUCAGGACCACUAAACUCAGCAACUUCUCCAACCACAAGAUCACCCACUUGUACGGGCACAUGAUGGUGCAGGUGAACCAGACAGGACCCCUCAAGUGCAGCCUGUGCCCCUUCGUUAGCGAGCACUGGGAUUGCCUGCAGGAGCACCAGCGCACCCACAAGGAGCUACGUUGUGUGCAAGAGCUGCUGGGAAGCAGCAGCGGUGAUGGAGAGAAUGCCCCCAGGUCCCAGCCCCAGCCCAUUGAGGCAGAGGACCAGCAGAAUGGGGCAGGAGAGUCUCGCCGCCCUAACCGCAUGGUGGCCCUGCGCAACAUCAUCGGCACCAUUGGAGAGCAUGUGAAUGGGGAGGGAAGCCUGGCGCCCGAGGUCCAAGUGGAGGCUCCUGGGACCCCAGGCCCUGCCUGCAGGGCCCGAGGUGGCCGGAGGCGACGCUGGCGGUCAUUGUCAGGGGCACCUCCCUUCGGCUGGGAGGGAGGAUCCCGGCUAAGUCCCAGUCGCCGCUUCCGCUGCCCCCACUGCCGCUUCAGUUGCCCCCGCCGGGAGGGGCUCAGAAGGCACCUGUCAGGGCAUACCGCCCUCCGUACCCCAGCCGGGGAGGGGCAGGAGGCAGGGCUGGGCUCAGAAGUCCCAGGGCAGAACCCCCAGCUGGACAGCUCUCCAGUCCCACAACAAGCCAGCAGUUCCCCUGUGUUGGAGCCACGGCAGGUGAUAAGCCAGGAGCCCCAGCAGACCUGCCCCAUGCCUGGCAGCUGGUUGGAACGCGAACGACUGGCACUGGAGAAGGAGCGGCUGGCGCUGAAGCGGAAGAAGUGGGAAGUGCAACGAGGUGUCCUUGCCCUGCAGGAGCACAAACUGCGUCUGCAGGUGGAGUUGCUGCAGCAACAGUUGAGGUUGACCAAAAACUAGACGCCGACAUGACCUCUAAAGCCACCUUCUUGAGCGCUGGGGCUGGGAUCUUACUCUCUCCUCAGCUCCCUCACUCACACCCAAGAGAACUGGGUACAGUGCAACAAUGGGUGGAAAUUCCAAAUGGGGAGUUACUUGUUUUUUUGUAUAUAGACUGUUUAUUGGGGAGUUGGGGUUGUGGAGAGGGUGGUGGGCUUUGAUCUUGGAGGGGAGUGAGGUGGACCAAUGCACCUCACCUUUCUCUGCCGGGGUGCACUUUAUGUUUAAUGUACCAAGGAUUGAAAUAAAAUGUUGACUGCUGA